Messenger RNA from Scylla paramamosain (green mud crab), 2108 nucleotides. Its product is annotated as endoglucanase E-4-like. NCBI's taxonomy places the organism in Eukaryota, Metazoa, Arthropoda, Malacostraca, Decapoda, Portunidae. The transcript is spliced from 15 exons. Gene Ontology annotation, biological process: carbohydrate metabolic process. The record is from RefSeq and is a predicted model, not a curated record. Gene Ontology annotation, molecular function: hydrolase activity, hydrolyzing O-glycosyl compounds; polysaccharide binding. Bases 34 to 1770 code for a protein of 578 amino acids.
CGAAAAUGUUCGUAGUCUGUCAACGAGAUAGAGAUGUCCAAAUUGGUCUUGUUGGCACUCACGCUCUCCGUCUUGCACACAGGGACGGCGGGCGAGGGGUGUCUGGUGAUAAGUAUCGAGAAUGAGUGGACUGGGAAUUACAACGCUCAGUUCUCUAUCACCACCACCGUCCCUUUCCAAGGCCUUACGAUCUUAAUUACUUUCGACAAUCCGGUGGACACCCUGGAUUACUGGCAGGGCCACGUUGAGUCUACUGACAGCACUCACUUCACACUCACCAACCCAGAGCUCAUUGCUGAGGCUAAUGACUUAAUUGAAUUCGAUAUCCACGUCCAGUAUACGGGUAAUAAGCCGAUAGCUGUGGCGGUCAUCAUGAACGAAGAAGACGUGUGUGAUGGGACCGGGGCGUGGACCACUCACCCACCCUUGGAAAAUCCCUGUCUACCUACUGGCAUGACGCCGUAUGACUACAGCCAAGUGCUGUGCAUGUCCUACUUGUUUUAUGAGGCGCAGAGGUCCGGGCCUCUGCCAGCCACUCAGCGCAUCACCUGGCGGGGAGACUCGGCCCUGGAUGACGGCAGAGAUGUGGGGCUCGACCUGACUGGUGGUUACUAUGACGCUGGAGACCACGUCAAGUUCGGCUUCCCCAUGGCCUUCACCGCUACCAUGCUGGCCUGGGGCAUAAUUGACUUCGCAGAUGGAUACGAGGCAGCAGGCCAGACAGAGAAUGCCCUCGAGGCGGUGAGAUGGGCGACGGAUUACUUCCUGAAGGCGUACCCGGAAGCUACCGAGUUUUAUGGACAGGUGGGCGCUGGGGCUCCUGACCACAGCUUUUGGGGCCGACCAGAGGAGAUGACGAUGGAACGUCCCGCCAUGAAGAUCGAUGCCUCGGCCCCAGGGUCUGAACUGGCAGCAGAAACGGCGGCCGCGUUGGCUGUUGCCUCUAUAGCCUUCAAGGAAGUGGACUCAUCCUACUCUAGCCAGCUGCUGACGGUGGCAGAAGACCUCUACGAUUUUGCUGACAAAUACCGGGGACUGUACCACGAUUCCAUCACCGACGCAGGGAGCUUCUACAGGUCGUGGAGUGGGUAUGGAGAUGAGCUGUGCUGGGCUGCCCUGUGGCUCAACCGCGCUACGGGAGACUCAGGAUACCUACAGAAAGCUCAGGAUGCUUGGGACGAGUUUGAAUUGGGUGGGGACGUCACCCAGUUCUCCUGGGAUGACAAGAGUGCCGGAGCGUUUGCACUGGGGUCGAUGCUUGACCCAACCAACAGCCAGUAUAAGACUGCCCUCAACACCUUCCUCACCUUCCUCAAGAACGACGCCAAGUACACUCCGGACGGCCUCGUCUUUCUGGACAUGUGGGGCGCCAACAGACACGCCGCCAAUGUUGCAUUUAUUGCACUCUGGGAAGCGAAGUAUGGUGACUCUGCUGAGGCUGCUGACAAUAGAGCGUGGGCAACUGGGCAGAUCGGUCAACUCCUAGGGGAAGGCUCCCGCUCCUACGUGGUGGGGUAUGGUGCCAACCCACCUGAGAGGCCCCACCACCGCUCCAGUUCGUGCCCAUGGCCUCCCGCGGCCUGCACCACCAACUGGGCUCAGAUGCAACCCGGACCUAACCCCCACGUGCUCUAUGGCGCCCUGGUAGGCGGGCCUGGAGAGGAUGGUUCCUAUGAAGACGAUCGAAUGGAUUACGUACACAACGAGGUAGCGUGUGAUUACAACGCCGCCUUUUCUGGUGCUCUCGCUGCCAUGGUGGAGCUGAGCUGAACCCUGAACACAGGUGGUAGGGCGCCUGCGCCUGGCACUGCGUGGGUGGAUGGAGCGCCAGAUAACUCGUACUCGUUUGCUACAUUAAUUAAUACAGGUUUUUCGUCAAACUUAUAUAUAUAUAUAUAUAUAUAUAUAUAUAUAUAUAUAUAUAUAUAUAUAUAUAUAUAUAUAUAUAUAUAUAUAUAUAUAUAUAUAUAUAUAUAUAUAUAUAUAUAUAUAUAUUAGUGCACAGUUUAUCCACAUUGGUUAAAUGUUUGGUUUAAAUGACGUAUAAGUUUAUAUUAUUAAAGUUCAAAUACAUACAUUAACCAAACGAGUUUUUGGUGACUCAUACA